CUUGAUCACCAUCAUCUUGUUCAUCCAUCAUGUCCGCCUUGCCGCCUCAGUUUCCUUCAACUUUGGACUUCUCCACCAGCGACCACGCCUCGGAGCUCAAUUACAGCAACGACUCCCACUGGGCCGGAUGCCGGUGGCAGCGUCGGCCGCGUGUGGUACGCGCGCCCGGUGCCGCUCUGGGACAGCGCCACGCGCGCGCUGGCCAGCUUCGACACCACAUUCUCCUUCCAGAUCAAGCCGGUCAACGACACCCGCGCGCCAGGCGACGGGAUGGCUUUCUUCGGUGACUCCCCCCAACAGCGCCGGUGGCACCCUGGGGCUCUUCGGCGGCCGCUUCGGCAACGCGACCGCCUCCGGCGACGAGCGGUUCGUGGCGGUCAAGUUCGACACCCACUCCAACAACGGACAAGUGAAGAGCAGCAGCCACGUCGGCAUCGACGUCAACUCCAUCCUCUCGGCGGCGUCCAAGGACACGUACCUGGCCGAUCGAAACCUGUCCUCCGGCCUCCCGAUGGAGGCCAGGGUGUCCUAUCGCAACGACACGAUGCUGCUGCCGGUCGACCUCCAGAUCGGCGACGCCUCAUACCACGUCAGCACCAUCGUCGACCUGAGGGAGUCCUUGCCGGAGGCCGUCGCGGUGGGCUUCUCUGCGGCCACGGGCGUCUUUAUCGAGCUGCAUCAGCUGCUGUCCUGGUCAUUCAGCUCCAAUCUGGAGGCCGUCGCAUCCCCGCCCCCAAGGACGACGGUGAAUGCGCCUGCCCAAUCCCCAGGCGCCGGCGGCGGAGCAAAAGCCCCCAACAAGAACAAGAACAAGAACAAGCUCCGUGUCCGUGCGGAAACGCUUGCGCUUGCUACGGUGUCAGGCCUUCUGUGCCUUGUCUUGCUACUGAUCCUUGCCCGUAAGCUCAAGAUGGUUUCGCUCUGGCGCGAGAAAUGCGCAAGGAAGAAACUGGGCCACGGCCCCAGGAGGUACCAGUACAGCGAGCUGGUGAAGGCCACCAACAAAUUUGAUGAGCAGCGGAAGCUCGGCGUAGGGGGAUCCAGCGAGGUUUACCUUGGUGAUGAAUGCGGCCGCCGUUUCGCGGUGAAGAAGCUCAUCUCCGCCGUCAGAAUGACAGAUGCGGAAGCCCAGAGGAGGAUGGAGUUCGAAGCGGAAGUCGACAUCAUAAGCAGGUUAAGGCACAAGAAUCUUGUCCGGCUAUUGGGGUGGUGCGACAGCAGCAAUGGGCUCCUCCUUGUUUAUGAGCUCAUCUCUGGAGGUAUCCUCGACAAGAAUUUUUUUAAUACAAUUUUUUACUCAAAUUACAAAAAAAUACUGUGAAUUCCAGAAAUUUCAAAAGUAAAUCAUAAUCGUCUGCGGGUUGGACGAAAUUUAGAUUUCAUUAAAAUGCAUAAAAUUACGAUUUAUUAGUGUUCGUUUGGCUGUGCAUGACGAAAAUUUAUAUUUCGUCUAAUGGGUAGACAAAAUUAAAUUUCGUCCAACCAGCAGACAAAAAUGCAUGAAAUUACGAUUUAUUAAUGUUUUCGUUUGGCUGUGCAUGACAAAAUUUAUAUUUUGUCUAAUGGGUAGACAAAAUUAAAUUUCAUCUGCUGGGCAGACGAAAUUCAAUUUAAUUUUGUCUCCCACUAGACGGAUUUUUUUAUUGUUAUAUUAUUUUUUAUAUAGUAUGCUACAGUUAGCUAUAGGAAUAUAUCGCCAUUUGAACCGGCGAUAGCCAUACCUGGUGCGGAUGUCUGAAUGUUAUUGCUAGCGCUUCGAACGUCCGAAAAUAUCGAAGUUUAGAUUUUGGAUGUCAGAACGUCUUAUCAGACAGACGGUCCGCAUUUGGAUAGAGGACAGUCCACCAGCUAAUGUUCGAAGUGUCACAGAAUGGCAAAUGGUCCGCACCACUUAGUGGACGGUGCACCCCACAGCACUUAGUGCUGCGCUCGCACGCCAUGCACGGAAAAGAACACUCAUUGAUUCGCACUGCCGCGCUCGCUUCGAACAUUUGCCAUUCAAAUCACUCGAACCUAUCAGUGCUAUGGGGUGCACCGUCUGCUAAGUGGUGCGGACCGUUUGCCGUUCUGUGACACUUCGAACAUUAGCUGGUGGACUGUCCUCUAUCCAAGUGUGGACCGUCUAUCUGUUAUGGUGGACUGUCCUCUAUCCAAGUGUGGACCGUCUAUCUGUUAAGACGUUCAGACGUCCAAAAUCUAAACUUCAAUAUUUUCGGACGUUCGAAAAUCUAAACUUCAAUAUUUUCGGACGUUCGAAGCGCCAGCAAUAACAUUCAGACAUCUGCACCAGGUAUGGCUAUCGCCGGUUCAAACGGCGAUAUACUCCUGUAGCUAACCAUAGUGUACUGUAUAAAAAAUAAUAUAAAAAUAAAAAAAUUCCGUUUAGUGAGAGACGAAAUUAAAUUGAAUUUUGUCUGCCCAAUAGACCCAUUAGAAGAAAUAUAAAUUUCGUCAUGCACAGCUAAACGAAAACACUAAUAAAUCAUAAUUUCAUUCAUUUUCGUCUGCUGGUUGGACGAAAUUUAAUUUCGUCUACCCAUUAGACAAAAUAUAAAUUUCGUCAUGCACAGCCCAAACGAAAACACUAAUAAAUCGUAAUUUCAUGCAUUUUCGUCUGCUGGUUGAACGAAAUUUAGAUUUCGUCCAACGGUUAAACGAAAUUACUGAAUUUCGUCUACCCACUGGACGAAAUCUAAAUUUCGUCCAACCAGCAGACGAUUAUGACCUACUUUUGAAAUUUUUGGAAUCUACAGUAUUUUUUUGUAAUUUGAGUAAAAAAUUGUAUUAAAAAAAAUCGCCACGACAAGCAUCUCUACAGCACUGAGACGUCUCUUGGUUGGAAUGACAGGUAUGCCCGCCAACUAGCACGCUAUCUAGCUAGCUAGCUAACUAGUUUGUUGUAAUUUGCAUUAUAUCUUUCUUUUAAAUCAAAACUAGCAAAGUGGUAGUGGCAUGUGCAAAUAGCGUGGGUAUCUAACUUUUCAUACUAACAAUUAGUGUCGUUUUUUAACUUGAAAAAUGAAUCUAUUUAUUAAAUAAUUUUGUUUUGUUGUUUCAAGAGCAAGUAAAUUUCUAGGCCAUCCAAGUUAUAUCACCAAGGUAAAUCAAGAUUCGAGUAACGUCAGAGGAUAAUCAAGACCAUUAAAUUACGAUAAAAUUCAGUGGUAUAUGUUCUUUUGUUUUUUCAACUAGCAUGGUAAUUUCUAAACCUCCAUAAUAUUUAAAACUUAUUUAUAUUAUCUGUUGUACUCGACGUUCGUCCGCAUGCUUUAUUUUUGUCAAAUGUUUUAUACCGUAAAUUCACAUGAUCAAGAGAUCUAUUUGUAGUUCAUAUAUUUCUAAUUUUAACAUCCAGUGAAUCUAAAUAUUUUCUCACAAAUCAAUUGAUUCGUUCAUAUAGAUCAAAUUGUUUAUAGGCAUUUGUGUAAAAAAAUAUAGAUAUUGUAGGAUCCUAAAUUUUCUCAUCACCGAACACCAUCAGUUUUCCAGACAAUGAUAUACCCAAUGCCUAUUUAAAUAUUAGAGUGCAAAUUCGCAACCCUCGUGCGUGAAGUUUCUCCUAAUCUUAGCCUCUCCCAUCCCCUUAUACUGCACCUCAUCGAGACCCCCAUCACUUCCGGCCCUCUUCGUCUCCUCUGGCGUCUCGCCGGUGGUGAGAUGGGGGUGAGUUGGUCCCCUUCUUCUUCUAGUGUAUAUUAUGAUAUAUUAUGUGUGGUUUAUUGUGCUUGGAUGGGCGCAUACGGGAAAUCUCAUGUUUGCCGAGUGUCUACGAGUUUGCCGAGUGCAUUUCAUCGGACACUCGACAAACAAUCCAUUUGCCGAGUGUAAAAUAUAAUACACUCGGCAAAGUAAAAACACUCGGCAAAGUCCAUGGUUUGCCGAGUGUUUUUUUACAUACGGCAAAGUCCACGGUUGGCGAGUGUAUUCUUUUACACUCGGCAAACCACUAAUUUUGCCGAGUGUCUUGAGGUGGCACUCGGCAAACCAAAAAAAUUGUCUCUUCUAUCCUCCAAACUUUUUUUUGCUUUCCUCGUACCUUAAGUGGUACUCUAUGUUAAAAUUUGGUAUCUUUUCCGGCUUGUUUGCUACAUUUAGUUAAUUUAUUUCAUUAAAAGAAAUUUCUAGCUAUAAGUCAAAUUUUUGUACAAGUGAUUUGAAUAGUGGAAUAAAAUGAAUGGAAAAAUUAUAUUCGUGUUAUGGACUCCAAUGUUAGGCCAUAUUCAAUAAAUGAAAGGAAAUUUCGAACAUCUUGGUCACGAAUCAUGACCACGAACGUGUGGCGGAAUUGUUUUAAAAUUUUAUAAAAAGAAAACUAUCUCUGAAAAUUAUGAAAUUUGUCAAGAUAUCAUGAUAUGGUUGUGAUAAAAAAAUUUAGAAGGUUAUAUGGUUGUGAUAAAAAAUUUAGAAGGUUAUAGCCGCCAGCCCGCCGCGCGCCGCCUCUAAGCCGCCGCCGCGCCACCACACCCCGCCUCCGUGCCGCCUCCAGGCUGCUGCCGCGCCGGCCCGCCGCCUCCUUUACCCUCUCAACCUAAUCUCGCAGCUCCAGGACACCGCCGCCGCCGCCGCCUAUUCGUCGCGAUUUGCUACACCUCGCCGUGCUCUUUGCCCAUUGAAGAGCCGGCGUGCUUGCUGCUGCGCCCCCGCACCCUCUCUCAGCUCUCGCCAUGGGCCCAUGGCUGCCGUCCAGCGGCAUCUGAGUGGCAGCAGGGCCGCGACGGCGGAGCAGGCGCAGCGGCCAAGGUAGCAGCAUCUCAACUGUGGUCCGGUGAGGAGCUUGUGGACCAUGGCGGCGGCGGCUCGGCAGCGGAUCGAGGCGGCACUCCUGCUGUCCUGCAGAUUUACCUGGACAUCGUGAGGCGGCGGUGACAAUUUCUUAGCUCGGCUCCUCCCUCAUCGGUCAAGCAUUCCACCCCUCUCUCUCCCCCCUUAUCUAUGUUAACCAAUUUCCCUCUAGGAUCCGCUCUCUCCUCUCCCAGCAGACGGCUUCAUGUGGGGACAAGUGCCACAGCCAUUGCAGCGAUGCUCCGCCAUGAACAUGACCACUCCAAUUCAAGACGCUGCAGGAAGAACUAAAGUUUCAGUUGUUUGGUGUUGCUAAGUGGAGCUUGGAGCUGUUGCUGCUGUCUCUUGUGUGAAUCUACAGGACAUUUUGCAAGGGUCCGUUUACCUUCCCUACAUUGCUUGGUCCAGCCUUUACUAAUCUGGUGUAACUCUGUGACCUGAAAGACUGCAUCAGUUCUGAAACAUGCUUUGCAGAAUGCCUUCAUUUAGGAGUUGCUGGAUUCACUUUUCUUAGUAUGGUAUGGAACACUGUGAGUAACUGAGUAUACAUUUGUUUUUUAUUUUGUUGUGUUAACUCAUGAGACUGGAAAAUAAAGAAUGAAAGCCGAGUGACAAUAAAAAAAAUCACAUAAGUACUUGGUUAGUCUUUUGGGGUUUGUAGAGAAAUUUUGCAUAGCAAUGGGUGAUGGGUCAAUCCCCUUAGGUAGCAUGCUUUUUUUUAGUUUAUGGUGAUUUCAACAAUCAUUAAUAUAGAUAUACUUGUUUACUUAUGCUGGCAAGAAUUUUCUCCAUGCAUAUGACCUUUCUUUUUCAUGUAACAACUCGUUUACUUAUGCUCUAAUUGUGUCACUUAACCCUCAAAUUAUUACUACUGUUUGUGUGCAUUUCUACUUAGUAAUAACCUGACAUUCUUGCACUUGUUUUUGUACCCAUCCAGGUAUUCGAUGAGUACAUGAACUUGGUCCUUGAUGAUGCUGAGAAAAUCAAUGUUACGAAGAACACUAGGAAAUCAUUGGGUUAUAGAAAAGAGCUGAGAAAGGAUGGAAUAGUUUGCAUAAGCAAGCCUGCAAACCUGUAUUCUCAUUUGCUUGCUGAUAGUAGUUUACUGGAUUGAAUCAUUGACAAUGCAUAAGUACUCAUUUGUUCAUUUUAUUGCAAUAGCUCAAAGGUGGUAACAGAAACAUACAAGUCUGUAUAUUACUUUCUUAUCUCUUUUGGCUGUUUAAAAAAUUGUAAUCAUGGAUGCAGAUCUGUGUUUGUAAAUAUAUUUUUUUAGCUCU
Panicum virgatum (switchgrass) is the source of this 6062-nucleotide messenger RNA. Its product is annotated as L-type lectin-domain containing receptor kinase IX.1-like. NCBI's taxonomy places the organism in Eukaryota, Viridiplantae, Streptophyta, Magnoliopsida, Poales, Poaceae. Gene Ontology annotation, biological process: protein phosphorylation. The record is from RefSeq and is a predicted model, not a curated record. Gene Ontology annotation, cellular component: plasma membrane. The transcript is spliced from 3 exons. The coding region runs from base 128 to 1321 and encodes 397 amino acids. Gene Ontology annotation, molecular function: carbohydrate binding; ATP binding; protein kinase activity.